Molecule: messenger RNA, 1317 nt
Organism: Saprolegnia parasitica CBS 223.65
Lineage: Eukaryota; Oomycota; Saprolegniomycetes; Saprolegniales; Saprolegniaceae
Exons: 2
Coding region: 1-1197 (398 amino acids)
Biological process (GO): regulation of translational initiation
Cellular component (GO): cytoplasm
Source: RefSeq, a predicted model, not a curated record
AUGGGGCGGACCGUCAGCGCUGGGCCGCCCACGACUGUGAGCAAGAACACGGUUCAGGGCUUUGUUGUGCCCAUCAAGCACAGCAACGAUGUAAGUACGGUCAUCGCAGACCUCCAGCAGCAACGCGCCCUGCGACGGGCCACCCAUAUCGCGUACGCCUACCGCGUCAUCGAGAUGGCGGUGGAUACGCCCGAGAAGUCGUCGCAGACCGUCGCCGAGCUCUACGACGUGGUCGAAGGUAUGCACGACGGAGGCAUGUUUGGCGCUGGCGACAAAUUACUCUACGUGCUACAACGCUGGGACGUGCACAACGUUGUCUUGGUGGUGAGUCGCAUCGAUGCCUCGUACUCGGGACAGCUGCUGGGCGCCAACACGUACAAGCUCCUCGUCGAGAGUGCGAAGCAAGCACUCGAGCAAUUCGCCGUCGACUCGCUCGAGCCGGCCGAGGCCGCCAAGCUCGCGAUUUCCGAGCUCCCGCCGCAGCUUCCACCGGCCAAGGUGGCCGCGACCACGACCAAUAUCGCGUACGAAGGCGGCGCGUACAUGGUGGACGGUGUCUUGCAAGGCGCCAAGCAAGGGCGGAUCAACCACUUUCUCGCGGACCGACGCUCCAACCAGAGCCAGGAACGCAAGCACGAGACGAUUCGGAGCCUCGAUGCAUUGGGGAUUUCAAAAGAUGAACUCACUGCUCUUCGCGCCGUACGGUCGCCGUCCAAGGAGCUCCACACCGUGCUGGUCUGCGUCGGCCUCUUGCUUCAGAUCAAGGAUGUCUCGUGGACCGGCUGCCGCGAUAUGCUCCACGCGCCCGGCUUCUGUGCCAAGGUGCUGCGGGUCACGCCCGAGAAGCUCACGGCGCGCCAAGUGCACUGCGUGCGCGCCGUGCUCUCGGACGCAAACCUCGCGCCAGACGCCGUCCGUCGGGCGUCAACGACCGGCGCCGCGCUUCUCGUGUGGGUCCAAAGCCUCCUUGACUCGUACGACGCGACGACCUUGGGCUUGUCGCUCGGUGCUGUGCCAGCACAGCCCGCUGGGCGCAUGGACGAUGCACUCCUCGAGAUGGCCGUGCGCCUCGAGCCGCCGUCGCGGCCGCCGCCACCCGAAGUGCAUUCGGUGAUUCCGACCGACCUCUUUGCCCCGGCAAAGCCGCCCAAGAUUGUCGAUCACGGUCGUCUCGUCAAGCCGAAGGCGUCCAUGUAAGAAGCUCCGUUGGGCCCAGAACAAUCGUCGUUCUCUCACUGCUCGACUGGCAGCAAAGACUGCCGUGGUAUCGCAUCGAUCCUAAGCAUAGAAGAGGAGUAGCAGGUUCCUACUCGCAGC